ACUUCAAGGGGUACGGAGGUCAUUAUAUUGGAAACGGAACUUCGCUCUGAAACCCCUUCUCUCGACCUGGGAGAUUUUUUACGGUCUGUUCUCUCACGAGUCACGACGCGCCGGUCGGUCAUCGCUGAACUCCAACCUCUCGAAUAGAAUACAUAGACCGGAAAAGUAGCAAGUGUCCUGCCAGUUAAGUUCAUUUGUAUGCCUACAGAGUCGCCGGAGAUCAGAAUGGCGAAGCGCGAGCUAUCCAGUACAUUAAAAAACUUGAAGUUUAUGCAAAGAGCAUCAAACAACGGAGAGGGAAAAGCUAAGCAAGCUGAAGACAGCAUGCCUGGUGGUAACUUACCAUCUUCAAGUGCUCCCAAAAGAUGUGUCGUUAUUAUGGAAGGAGAUCCCCAUCCUGGGGCAAGAAAGGGCCGGAUGUCAUUCCAGAAUUUUAACCCUGCUAUUGAUAAAUUAAAUGAAGAUGGUGUAAAGCCUAGCAAAUCAGAAGCCUCUGAAACAACUUCUGGAACAAGUGAAAUAAUUUCUAAUAGAGAAACUGGUUCGAGUCAAGAUGGUCUUGAGAACUCAUCAAAUCAGAAGAACUCAAGCACAGAUGCAACAGGGGAUCACAAGAGGAAGCAAGAAGACACAGUUUCUGAUGUCCAUUUGCCGAACAAAACACAUAAAAAUGUGCAUGGCUAUGAAGGUCCAUCUUCGAGUGGCAAGAAGAAGUCCCAGAAGCAACCAAAGUGUGAAAAGUUGGAUUGGAGUGUUCUUAGGCCACCAAAGUUUCAAAAUAAAAAAUGUACUUAAAGUUUAAUUCUUUUUUUUUUCUUCGGAUGGUUUCCCAUGGCAUGCUUCUUUAUUAAUCAAUUAUCACUGCCAUGUGUUGUAGUGCUAUAAGGUUUGUUGUACUGUUGACAGACCUCUUUUUGCUUUUUUUUUUUUUUUUUAAAGUCGGUUUCUCUGCCUGCAACUUAUUCUAAUCAUCAUCACUUAUGGUGGCACAAUGGAUGUAUCACUUUACAUCAAGGAUCAUACUCAUAAUAUUAUUUGUCCAUGUUUAUGAAUUA
Messenger RNA from Cuscuta epithymum, 1055 nucleotides. Lineage: Eukaryota; Viridiplantae; Streptophyta; Magnoliopsida; Solanales; Convolvulaceae. The record is from the annotation of a GenBank genome assembly.